CUUUGCUGCUUCGUCUACUUUUUGGCGCCUUUUCCGUGACACAAUUCGUGUUCUGCAGUCUUCCGGAGCUACUUUCUUAUUUAUUCAUUUAAGAUACACAUACAAUUUCAUAACGUCUGUUGAAAAUACUGGCAUCAGUUUGAUUUUAGAGAAAACAGAAUUGAAGUUUCAUAAUAGUUCUUAAAUCCUAGUUUCACCAUUCGAUUCUCACUGCUCAGAAUGGGUAUUAAAGGGCUGACCCAAGUGAUUGGAGAUACUGCUCCUACUGCCAUUAAAGAAAAUGAAAUUAAGAACUAUUUCGGCAGAAAAGUUGCCAUUGAUGCUUCAAUGAGCAUUUACCAGUUUCUUAUAGCUGUACGAUCUGAAGGGGCUAUGCUAACCUCUGCCGAUGGAGAAACUACUAGUCACUUGAUGGGUAUUUUCUACCGGACCAUUCGGAUGGUUGAUAAUGGAAUCAAGCCUGUUUAUGUGUUUGAUGGAAAACCACCUGACAUGAAAGGGGGUGAACUGACCAAAAGAGCAGAGAAAAGAGAAGAAGCAUCAAAGCAACUGGUUCUUGCCACAGAUGCAGGUGAUGCAGUGGAGAUGGAAAAAAUGAACAAGCGUCUGGUAAAAGUAAACAAAGGACACACUGAUGAAUGCAAACAACUACUUACUUUAAUGGGAAUACCUUAUGUUGAGGCACCCUGUGAAGCUGAAGCUCAGUGUGCAGCUUUGGUGAAAGCAGGAAAGGUUUAUGCAACUGCAACUGAAGACAUGGAUUCAUUGACCUUUGGUUCCAAUGUCCUGCUGAGAUACUUGACAUACAGUGAAGCCAAAAAAAUGCCCAUCAAGGAAUUCCAUUUGGAUAAAAUUUUGGACGGACUGUCGUACACAAUGGAUGAAUUCAUCGAUCUAUGCAUCAUGUUGGGCUGCGAUUAUUGUGACACGAUAAAAGGAAUAGGCGCCAAAAGAGCCAAGGAACUCAUAGACAAACAUCGAUGCAUUGAAAAGGUGAUCGAAAACCUUGAUACCAAAAAGUACACCGUCCCAGAAAAUUGGCCUUAUCAAGAAGCAAGACGACUAUUCAAAACGCCUGAUGUUACAGAUGCAGAGACCCUUGACUUGAAAUGGACACAGCCAGAUGAAGAAGGUCUAGUCAAAUUUAUGUGUGGUGACAAAAACUUCAACGAAGAGCGCAUUCGCUCAGGCGCCAAGAAAUUGUGUAAAGCGAAAACAGGGCAGACGCAAGGCCGACUUGAUUCGUUUUUCAAAGUUCUUCCUUCUAGCAAACCGUCUACGCCUUCCACACCGGCUUCAAAGCGCAAGGCCGAGGAACCGAAAAAGGGAAGCAAAGGAGGAGCCAAAUUUAAGCGUGCAAAAUAAUUUAUUUAAUGCUGAAACAAUGAAUUGUGCCCAUUAUUAUCGAUGUAACUUGCUUACUCGUUUUACAUGAGGCUAUUACUAUUAACCAUGAUUCAUCACUUGUAAUUCAUUCAUUUAAAAUUUUGAUUUCUAAUUUUAAUUAUCAUUGAUCAGUAGUAUCUUUAUAUUUAUGGAAUUCCUCGCCAUUCGUUCCAUUAGCUUAUACUAAGUUUUCUCUGGCUAAAAGGAAUGAGUUUUUGCUUCGACCGUCUUUUCUCUUUAUACUUUGUGUAACUGAUUCCGUGAAAGAUGCAGUGCAUAUCUGAAAUUCUCAUUCGAGAUAGUAUCUUAUUUUCGUUGUGGGAGUUUGAAUUUCCCGUCUUCAAAUUUCGUGUAAUUAGUUAUUUGUAUAGCCUACUAGCCAGAAACAGCGUUAGGGCCUAGCCUAGUUUGAAAAAUUACCCUUUGCCACCUGGUCCUCUAAUGAGACAUCUAUCGUCAAAAAGAAAAUUUAAGAAAUAAAAAAAAAAAGGAAAAAACUCGAAUAGCGAUUACUUUAUGAAACCUGAAAAUUAUCUAUCAAUCAUUAGAAAACGGUAUUUAGUUCAAUUUAUUAUGCCACAAAAUUACAGAUAGAUUGCUUGUGGCAGGAUAUUCGUUGUUUACAAAAAUGUUCUAUGCAGUAUAGAUGGCGUCUGUGUAUCGCCUCAGAUUAAUAUCUCACACUGCACAUUCAGAGAACAGAAAUUCCAAACAUUAGAGGAAACUACUUGGAACUUAAUAACGUAUUUGUCUACUUUUGAAUAUUUACAUAUUGUUGGUGUGUGUCUGCGGAUCCAAAUGCCUUUACAUCCGAAGCCUUGGAGAGUUUUACUUCUGUGUUUUAAAUCGUUCAUCGACCGAUGAUUUGAAAAUGUUGCAUAAAAAACGAGAGAGGAAUAUUUGUUCAGUCAAUAACUGCAGAUCAUACAGAGAGGCUAAUCGUUGGCCAGAGCCAUUGACCUUUCAUGAGUUUCCAGCAGACUUGGCAAGGAGGAAACUGUGGUUAGAAAUAAUAGAACGAGAAGACUGGGUGCCAGGAGACAAAGCGAAAAUAUGUGCCAUGCAUUUUACUCCUGAAUGCUAUCGAGAGGCAACUGCAUCUGCAGUCAAACGUCUUAAUGCAACAGCAGUUCCAUCACUACAUCUCAUCCUGGAGCCAUUGCCUAAGAGUGGGUUGACCAAAGCAGCCAAUACAGCAAGAGCAACAAACUCAUCAGGUGUUGUGGCCUCAUCCACUUCUACAGCACAAGCAUACUAUGUGUGUUCUGCCAUGAAUUGUAGACAGUACAGGGAGGCCCAGCUCUGGCCUGAGCCACUUUCUUUCCAUGAAUUUCCAGCAGAUCCAGCAAGGAAGAAACUCUGGAUAGAGAGCUUAACGAAUGGCGAUUGGAUCCCCAAAGAAAAGGGCAAGGUUUGCUCCAUGCACUUUGAUAUGGAUGAUUACAGAGAAACAAACAAAAAGUUGUUAAAACCCAAUGCUGUACCUUCGUUGAAUUUAUCAUUGAAAAAGCUGACGGAAAGUGAAAUUGCAGACCAAUCUGCGGUCGAAAUGGACUAUGGGCACGAAAGAUUGCAAUACGGAAUGAAGGAAUCUGAUACCAAGACGACCGAGUCCCGGAAGCGGAUAUCAAAUAUAAUCAUCGUCGACCUCAUCAAAGACAAAAAGUCAAAAUACCCAGAAAAGCCAAAACCCGUCGUAAUCGAUGAGAGUUGUUCCACUUGUAUGGAGAUGAAAAAGGAUCUUCGCGAGGUAGAGUUUCAGUUGGCGAUGGUCAAGCAGGAAUUGGAAGAACAAAAAAGGCUCGUUGAGAGCUUAAGGAAACAAAUCAAAAAUUAAACUAAAGAAUAGCCAUUUGGUGGUCGUUAUUAACGUCUACGCUUAAGUAAAUUGUUCUUCCUACUACAGUUCAUCAAAUCGCCGGUGGGGUGAUUUACAUAAGAUUCAAGGAACAUCUUGUUAUUGGUUGAACCCGAAAAUAAUUCGCUUCUGAAUAAUUGCCUUGAGUGUGAUUGUAUAUUUGGAAUCCCGCAGCGAGCUCAAUGGAGGUCGAAGAGGCUUUGCAUCCAUUGGGUAAGGAUAUACCUGUAGCGCACAGAGCAUUAGAUUUUAGUGCCUCACGCCUGUGUGUAUCUUAACCAUUUAGAGUUUCCUGGUUGGUCUGGAUCAGUAAGAUAACUUUUUGGGUCGACUCGUUGUUGAAAAUUGAGAUUGGUAAAGUUUCCUACACUCUACGAAACUGCGAUACCGCGCCGUGCCAUUGCUGAGUCAUCAGUAUAAAGUAGCUCACUUAAACAUCACCUAGAUGGGUCCAUGAAAAUGCUGUUUGUGAUUGAACCACGUACCAACUGAUUAAUCGCAAGGGACUCAAUAUUUUCCUAUUUAAGAUUAAAUGCUUUCGUAUCCAAGUAUUAGCCUACUUAAGACUCUUCAGACAAAAAAGAAAAAAAAACUUUCGGUUUUAAGGGCAAGUUGACGUUAUGUUACACUGUUGCACUCAUUGGCGAGAGCAAUAAAUGUAAUGCUUAGAUUGAAAAAGAAACCGCACGGGUUUUCCCAGUUUUUCCACGGGUUGACGACCAGAAGUGAGAAGAAAGGAAACGGUGUAUAGCGGGAUAGAAUAAACCAAUCUGACGUUUUUACGAUCGUCUGUGCGCCUCAUUUUGCGCUGUGUUAAAGGAUAAAACAAUUUGAAAAGAAAGGAGAAAAUAAUCUUUUGCAAUUCGCACAUACAAGCUGACUUUCUAAGUGCGACCUGGAGGUAUAAAAGCAACCUGUUGAGACCAUCAUAAGCACAGUUGCAAAACAUUCUCUUCUUCGACUAGUAGUAUCAACAAUUUAACAGGAUGAUCGUGAAUACCUUUAAAUGUAUUGUGUUGUUGGGUCUGAUGCUAAAUCAACAUGGAACUGAAGCACAACGCGGCGGUUACGGAGCUCCCCCUCAACCAUCACCCUCUUCCGGCUCAAAUUAUGGUGGUUCGAAUACUGGAACUCAUUCAGGAGCUGGUCCAUCUCACCAGCAACAUUCGCAGUCUGCUUCGCCCUACCAACAACAAGCCCCAGUCGCUCCUCCAGCCUAUCAACAACCUGCUCCGUCUCACCAGCAGCAGGCCCAUUCGGCUCCUUCUUAUCAGCAACAAGCUCCAGCAACUUCACCGUACCAGCAGCAAGCACCAGCUGCUCCAUCCUACCAACACUCUGCUCCAUCGGCUCCAUCUCACCAACAGCAACAUCAAGCUCCAGCGGCUCAGUCAUACCCGCAACAAGCUUCCUCAUCACCAUCAUACCAGCCACAGGCCCCUGUAGCCCCAGUCCCGUCUUAUCAACAGCAACAGCAGACUCCAGUCGCUCCUUCGUACCAACAACCUGCUCCAGCAGCCCCGACCUACCAACAGCCCGCCCAAGCGGCUCCAUCCUACCAACAGCAACAGACCCCAUCGGCCCCAUCUUAUCAGCAACAAUCGGCUCCAGCGGCUCCAUCGUAUCAACAGCAGCAGGCUUCAGCUGCCUUUCCCUACGGCGGGGCUUCUCCUCAGGCCGGAGGAGCUUACUAGAAAAAUGUAGAACAUUUACAUUUCCAGUUAAACUUUAGAUCUUUAUCCUCUUUAGCAUCUUAAAUGUAAGCUAAAAGAUUUGUUGAAAUGAUACUUCCAGAAAUUAUAUAGAGAAUAUAUUGACUUACAGCAA
Daphnia pulex (common water flea) is the source of this 5071-nucleotide messenger RNA. It is a transcript of the gene Fen1, whose product is annotated as flap endonuclease 1-like. Bases 220 to 1365 code for a protein of 381 amino acids. The record is from RefSeq and is a predicted model, not a curated record. Gene Ontology annotation, molecular function: magnesium ion binding; DNA binding; 5'-flap endonuclease activity. NCBI's taxonomy places the organism in Eukaryota, Metazoa, Arthropoda, Branchiopoda, Diplostraca, Daphniidae. Gene Ontology annotation, cellular component: nucleus. The transcript has 18 exons.